This is a messenger RNA of Salvelinus sp. IW2-2015, 925 nucleotides long. NCBI's taxonomy places the organism in Eukaryota, Metazoa, Chordata, Actinopteri, Salmoniformes, Salmonidae. The record is from RefSeq and is a predicted model, not a curated record.
CUUAAAGGUACACUCCGUGAUGUGACAGCAUCAUGCAAAGUGGUGCGACAAACAAGUCAAAACAACAAAACAACAGAUUACAAAUCACCCAAAUGAUGUGGCAGUCUUGGAAGAUUAGAAUUUUGUUUUUGUUUUCUGUAAGCCUGCUGUGAGAUGAUAUGUAUCGCUGAGUCUACCUCUCUAAACCUGUCCUCUACUGCCCUCUGACAGUCAGGAAGUGGAAAUGCUGCAGAAACUGAAAGACUAUGUGCCUGGAAACCCUCAAGUGAAGACUAUCAGAAUCCUCCUCCAUGGACCAGCUGGAGCGGGAAAAUCCAGCUUCAUCAACUCCAUCAAUUGUGUGUUUCAGGGUCACAUUACGAGUAUCACCUUGGCCAACUUCGCUGCUGCAGGUGAAAGCAUUACCAGAAAAGUAAAAAUGCCACAUCCUAUUUUACAGUACCAAACCCACAAAAUUGAAACAGGGAAACAUGGAAUCUACUACCCCAUCGUCUUCAAUGAUGUCAUGGGUCUGGAGGAAAGCAGUGGCAAAGGUGUGCAUAAGGAUGACAUCAUCAACGCCCUAAAGGGCCAUGUAAAAGAGGGCCACAAGUUUAGUCCCAUAUCACCAUUAUCAGAAGAGGAUCCUGGCUACAUAAAUACCCACAGUUCUGAGGACAGAGUUCACUGUCUGGUCAGUGUCAUAUCAGCUGAUAAAAUGGCUGUCUUGAUUGGUGUCAUCCAGAAGAUGAGGAACAUCAGAGUAGGAGCCGCUGAUAUGGGAGCGUCAUCGCACUGCCCGGAGAGAAAAAGGACUGCUGGAUUAAAUCAGUUUGCUCUGGCAGGGAUUCCCCAAACGGUUAUUCUCACCAGAGUGAAUGACGCCUGUCCAUUGGUGAAGAAAGACCUGAAAAACAUCUAUCUGAGCAAGUACUCCCCUUACUAA